AUGCACCGCCCUGGACCUCUUGCCGUUAUUGUUGCUCACAGUCGACGGAGAUAGCUGCUGCCAUUGCCUCACCGCCAUGUCUGCCACACGCCCCAAGGCGGCGCCUCCGCAUGCGGCCAGACCCCCCUCACUCACUGCUUUCGGCGCCUUCUGCGUCUUUGCCGUGGCCAAUCUAGCCGCUGCCGCCUUCUCGCCCAUUCAGGACUGUGACGAAGUAUUCAACUACUGGGAACCUAGCCAUUACCUCAACCAUGGCUAUGGGCUCCAGACGUGGGAAUACUCGCCAGAAUAUGCCAUCCGAAGUUGGACUUAUACCGCUAUCCAUUCACUCAUCAUCUGGGCCGGCACGUGGCCUUUGCAAUUCCUUGGCAUACAAGAAUCAAAGGUCGUCGAGUUCUACUUCCUACGCGUUAUCCUGGCCCUCUUCUGCGCUCUAUGCCAGGCUCGUAUGUAUUCUGCUAUCCGGAAAACGUUCCAGGAGCGCAUAGCCAUCUUCUUCAUGAUCAUCAUGACCAUUAGCCCAGGCAUGUAUCAUGCUGCCCCUGCAUAUUUGCCGUCUAGUUUUGCCAUGUACUUUGCCAUGCUUGGUUUCGCGUCUUUCAUGGACUGGUAUGGCGGCUCGAUCAAGACUGCUCGUGGAAUUACGUGGUUUGCUAUUGGCAGCGCUCUUGGAUGGCCCUUUGCUGGCGCCCUUGCCUUGCUGUUCAUCCUCGAGGACGUCAUUGUGAGCUUCGUCACAGGCACAAUCCUGCAAAGUCUGCAGCGUUUGAUUUUUCAAGGCGGGCUAAGCGCCUUGGCUAUUCUUGCCGUGCAAGCAGGCAUCGACUCAUUCUUCUACAGAGAACCAGUAUGUGUACCAUUGAACAUUGUCCUGUACAACGUCUUCAGUGGUGGCGGCAGAGGCCCCGAUAUUUACGGAGUAGAGCCAUGGCAUUUCUACAUACGUAAUUUGGCCUUGAACUUCAACAUUUGGUUCUUCCUUGCCCUGGUUGCCCUGCCGCUGCUUCUUAUUCAGUACCUUGUGUUCGAGAAAUCUGUCUCACAGCAUACACUGAGGCGAUCUGUGGUUUUUGUUAGUCCGUUUUAUCUAUGGCUGACAAUCUUUACUGUCCAGCCUCACAAAGAGGAACGAUUCAUGUACCCAGCAUAUCCGGCACUAGCCUGGAAUGCUGCACUAUCGUUGCACAUAUUCCUGGCCAACUUUGGCUCCAUGGAUCCACGACACCUAGUCAGUCGGAUUCCUCCUAUGGUGAAGCUUAUCAUCGUUUGUAUCCCACUACUUCUGUCGUUCAAUGUGGGCAUGCUCCGCACUAUUGGUCACAUCACGGCUUAUUCAGCGCCACUGAACGUCUACAAACCACUGUUUGACCCCAAGUUUGUCCGCAUCGAAGGCAUGCCGGAAGACAUGGUGUGCUUGGGUAAGGAGUGGUACCGCUUUCCAUCCUCGUUUCAUUUACCGUCAGGUGUUCGUGCAAAGUUUAUCAAGAGCGAGUUUUCUGGACUCUUACCUGGUGAAUUCAGCGAGGGCGAAAUGGGGUCAGAGCUAUUCCCGGGUACAUGGAUGGUACCAAUGGGGAUGAACGAUGAAAAUCGCGAAGAUUCCGGGAAAUAUAUUGAUAUUCAACAUUGCGACUUCCUGGUUGACUCACGGUUUCCCGGAAUGCCACCAACAAGGCUUGAGCCCGACUAUAUCUCCGAAACGGAGCAAUGGGAAACUUUGAAAUGCCUCCCAUUUCUUGAUGCAAGUGAGACGAGCUUUGUUGGUCGCACGCUCUGGAUUCCGGAUCUGCCAUUUAUACCCGCAAAAUUCCAGCGCAAAUGGGGCGAAUACUGUCUUUUACGACGAAAGAAAUAG
Molecule: messenger RNA, 1855 nt
Organism: Bipolaris maydis ATCC 48331
Lineage: Eukaryota; Fungi; Ascomycota; Dothideomycetes; Pleosporales; Pleosporaceae
Product: glycosyltransferase
Biological process (GO): protein N-linked glycosylation
Cellular component (GO): endoplasmic reticulum membrane
Molecular function (GO): alpha-1,2-mannosyltransferase activity
Source: RefSeq, a predicted model, not a curated record